Molecule: messenger RNA, 3736 nt
Organism: Durio zibethinus
Lineage: Eukaryota; Viridiplantae; Streptophyta; Magnoliopsida; Malvales; Malvaceae
Product: nuclear pore complex protein NUP98A-like
Biological process (GO): protein import into nucleus; RNA export from nucleus; post-transcriptional tethering of RNA polymerase II gene DNA at nuclear periphery
Cellular component (GO): nuclear pore cytoplasmic filaments; nuclear pore
Molecular function (GO): structural constituent of nuclear pore; RNA binding
Source: RefSeq, a predicted model, not a curated record
UUGCUCCAUUUUUCCCUCUUUGUUUGGGUUUUUACGGGGUCUCUCUCUCCCUUCCUCUUCCCACUGAUUUCUCCGACACAAUAAACUUCUGGGCUCUCUCCUCCCCUCCCGAUUCAGAUCGACCCGAAAAGUUUCACAAUUGCAAGUUCCUAUAAUAGCUAGCGCUUUAUUCGCGAUUCAUUGAAGCAUUGAGCACCUUUUUUCCCUGUUUUAGAUCAAAAACCUGUGGGGUAAAGAACUAUAUAAACGAAGAUGUUUGGUACAACUAACCCUUUUGGGCAAUCAUCAAGUAGCCCAUUUGCAUCCCAAUCUGUUUUUGGCCAGACCAACAAUGCAGCUAGCAAUCCGUUUGCACCUAAACCUUCCUUUGGUAGUCCAACCCCUUUUGGCUCCCAAACAGGGGGUUCAAUAUUUGGGGGUACUUCUACUGGAGUGUUUGGUGCAACCCAAGCUUCUUCUCCCUUUUCCUCCACAACAGCCUUUGGUGCCUCAUCAUCUUCAGCUUUUGGAAGUUCCAUGCCUGCUUUUGGAUCUUCUUCUACUUCUGCUUUUGGCAGUUCAUCAUCAUCUUUUGGUGGGCCUUCUGUUUUUGGUCAGAAGCCUGCAUUUGGCUUUGGGUCUACAGCCACUCAGUCCAGUCCUUUUGGAAGCACAACUCAGCAAUCACAGCCUUCAUUUGGUAGUGGUAUAUUUGGUUCCUCCACACCUUUUGGUUCAACUCAGUCUGCGUUUGGUUCCGGUACGCCUGCCUUCGGUGCCACGAGCACCCCAGCUUUUGGUGCCACGAGCACCCCUGCGUUUGGUGCCGCAGCACUCCUGGCUCUCUCGUCAACUGGAAGCCCUGCCUUUGGUGCCACGAGCACCCCUGCCUUUGGUUCAACUGGAAGUCCAGCAUUUGGGAGCACUGGAACUGCAUUUGGCAUGUCUAAUGCCCCAGUCUUUGGAACUGGAGGUGCAUUUGGGGCAUCAAGCACACCUGCUUUUGGUACUUCCAGCACUCCUGCUUUUGGAACUUCCAGCACUCCUGCUUAUGGAACUUCCAGCACUCCUGCUUUUGGAACUUCUAGUUCUGUUUUUGGGGGUUCAAGCACUCCUGCUUUUGGAGCAUCUUCCACUCCUUCAUUCAGCUUUGGGUCUAGCCCAGCUUUUGGUCAAUCAACGCCGGCAUUUGGUAGUAGUCCUUUUGGAACAACUUCAUUUGGAGCUCAGGGUUCUCCUUUUGGAACCCAAUCUUCUGCAGCGGCAUUUGGAAGCACUAGCUUUGGCCAGUCACCUUUUGGGGGUCAACGUGGGGGAAGUAGAGUAGCUCCUUAUACACCUACAACUGAAGCAGAUAGUGGGAGCGGUACACAGCCAGCUGCAAAGUUGGAGUCAAUAUCAGCGAUGCCUGUUUACAAAGAUAAAAGUCAUGAGGAGCUGAGAUGGGAGGACUAUCAGUUAGGAGAUAAAGGUGGACCGCAGCCAGCUGCUCAACCUUCUGGAGGGAUUGGCUUUGGUGUAUCAACUGCACCUACAAAUCCUUUUGGUUCUUCUCCAACAUUUGGUCAGACAUCUUCAAAUCCUUUUUCCAGCACAAGUAUCAAUCCAUUUAGUCUAAAACCUCCAUCCUUUAAUAGUACAGGUUUUACAACCUCGACUGCUAUAUCAAAUCCUUUUCAAUCGACAUCAUCAAGCCUUUUUGGCCCAACUUCGUCAACAUCUUCAAUAUUUGGUUCCUCUUCCACUCCUACAUUUGGAACCAGUUCAUCUCUUUUUAGUUCGUCUGUCACUCCUUCAUUUUCAACUUCACCAUCUAUUUUUGGUACUGGGGCAGCUCCAGCUACAACUCCAGCAUUUGCUACUGGUUUAAAUUUUAGCAGCAGUCAGACAUCCCCUCUUUUCAAUUCUACCCCUGCAAUUGGGCAGACAAGCAAUGCUUUUGGGCACAUGACCUCUACGUUUGGACAGAAUGCUAGUAACUUUGGUCAAACAAGCAUUUUCAGCACACCUUCCACUGGAUUUAGUGGGAAUAUGUUUUCGAGCUCUCUAUCCUUGGCUCCUUCUAGUAACCCAGCUGCCUUCGGCCCAACUACUCCCUCUUUUGCUUCACCUUUUCAGACAGCUCAGCCAGCUCAGACCAGUGGUGCUUUCAGCUUUAGCAAUUUUGGUCAUACACAAUCAGGUGGUGGAUUGGGCAUUUUUGGUCAGAGUAAUAUUGGACUAUCGUCUGCUACGCAGAGUGCUGCUGUAGUACAACCCGUGACUAUUACAAACCCCUAUGGAACACUCCCUGCAAUGCCUCAAAUAUCAUUUGGUCGGGCUGGGACUGCACCAUCUGUUCAAUAUGGGAUUUCCAGCAUGCCUGUUGUGGACAAACCUGCUCCUGUUAGAAUAUCGCCCUUACUGACUUCCCGAUACCUUUCUCAAAGACGGAUUAGGUUGCCUGCUAGGAAAUAUCAUUCUAAUAAUGAUAGCCCAAAGGUUCCAUUUUUCAGUGAUGAUGAAGAGACACCCAGCACACCUAAGGCUGAUGCUGUUUUUAUUCCUAGGGAAAAUCCAAGGGCUCUGGUCAUUCAUCCCAGAGAAAGUUGGCCUUCAAAAGCUUCUGCAGAGAAGGCAUCUCCAUUGAAGGAUGCAUCUACUCGUGUGCAGGAGAAUGGUAAAAUUUCUGAUGAUGGCUCCAAUGCUGAGGAUAAAGAUAAAAAUCCAGCUGAAAAUGGCCUUGUGAAGGAGCCAAUUCAUCCAGUCAGAGGUAACCAGAAAGCCAACGGAGUGAAUGAUAAUCAAUCUGCUCAGAAAGAGGACUCAUACUUGACGCUCAGUGGCCAUAGAGCUGGUGAGGCUGCUAUUGUGUAUGAGCAUGGAGCUGAAAUUGAGGCUCUAAUGCCAAAGCUCAGACGGUCUGAUUACUAUACAGAACCUCGAAUCCAAGAACUGGCGGCGAAGGAAAGGGCAGAACCAGGGUAUUGUCGCCGUGUCAAGGAUUUUGUGGUUGGGCGGCAUGGUUAUGGAAGCAUCAAGUUCCUGGGUGAGACAGAUGUGAGACGUCUUGAUCUGGAGUCCCUUGUCCAGUUUAACAAUCGUGAGGUGAUUGUUUACAUGGAUGACAGCAAGAAACCUCCUGUUGGACAAGGUCUUAAUAAGCCUGCAGAGGUAACACUUCUUAACAUCAAAUGCUUUGAUAAAAAGACCAGGCACCAGUAUACAGAAGGGCCAAAAGUCGAGAGAUAUAAGGACAUGCUUAAAAGGAAGGCAGAGGACCAAGGAGCAGAGUUUCUGUCUUAUGAUCCCAUCGAAGGAGAGUGGAAGUUCAGGGUCAAUCACUUUAGCAUGUAUAAGUUGGAAGAUGAAGAGGAAGAUUACUCAGAAAUGUGCUCUGUUCCAGAUUGCUGGUAAGAAGAUGGGGACACUGUUUGCUUCAUGCCAAGUGUUGAAGCAAGAGAUUGUGCCUGGUCCUAGUGUUUGUCCCCCCUCCCCAUGAAGGGUUGUUUUGAAUUGUACAGAAAUUGCCAAAUUGUGGUAAUAUUGUUUUGACUUUUGUGGUACAUCGGAGUAACACUUGAAUGGUUGUGUCUUGUGGUUUAUUUUUUUCUUCCUGGGUAUUGGUUUUGUUUUGGUUUUUGUUUUUCCCUCUUUCUAGUUUUUACUCCUUUGAUAUGUUACUUCUGAACUGUAAUUGGAAAGGGGAGAUGGGUUGUUAGUGCUCUUACAUGAAUCUUUGAAUUUAAGUAAGUCUCUGUUCAUGCUUUAAAUCAUA